GCAGCCGAGUCACGUGACCGGUAGGUGGGUGUGUUCUUGUUCCUUUCCCUGCAUUCAGUGCGACGUUUCAGUAGCAUAAUUAAGAUGGCGACUGUACACCUUCGGAUCGGGGAUCUGGUUUGGGGGAAACUGGGACGGUAUCCGCCGUGGCCAGGAAAGGUUGUCAGUCCUCCAAAGGACUUGAAGAAGCCAAGAGGCAAAAAAUGCUUCUUUGUAAAAUUCUUCGGCACUGAAGAUCAUGCAUGGAUAAAGGUCGAACAGCUGAAGCCAUACCACCCCCACAAGGAAGAGAUGAUCAAGAUAAACAAAGGCAAGCGCUUCCAGCAGGCCGUCGAUGCCGUGGAGGAGUACCUGAAGAAGGCCAAGGGAAAAGAACAAGCACACGGCUCAGACGACAAAAGCAAAUCCGAGAAGGGGCGUAAGGCCAAUGCGAAGCCGAUGAAGAUCAUAGAGGAAGAUGAUGAGGAUGCAUUUAAAGGUGGCUCCUCUGACAAGGAGCAAACUGACUCUGACCCAGAACCGUCCUCUGUGCAGCGGCUGGUGGCUGGAACAGUUGCAGGAUUCAAAUGGGAGAGCAGUCCAGUAAAGGAUGACCCACAUUUCCAUCACUUUCUGCUCAGCCAGUCUGAGAAGCCGGCAUCUUCCAUGGAGCCAAUCAGCAAACGGUUGAAGAUUAUUGAAGAGGACUCCGGCUCAACGUCCAUUCAGGCUGCAGACAGCACGGCGCUCAACGGCAGCAUCACGCCCACGGAUAAAAGGUACACGCCGAGGAUAGGUUUCCUCGGACUCGGACUGAUGGGCAGCGGAAUUGUCUCUAACCUGCUGAAGAUGGGCCACGUGGUGACCGUGUGGAAUCGUACGGCGGAAAAAUGUGACUUGUUCAUCCAGGAAGGAGCCAGGUUAGGACGGACCCCAGCCGAGGUCGUGUCCAUGUGUGACAUCACCUUCUCCUGCGUGUCAGACCCCAAAGCUGCCAGAGAUCUGGUUUUGGGUCCCAGUGGAGUUUUACAGGGAAUCAGACCCGGAAAGUGUUAUGUGGAGAUGUCCACUGUGGAUCCUGAGACCAUUACAGAGCUGUCACAGGUGAUCACGUCCAGAGGAGGUCGUUUCCUGGAAGCUCCGGUUUCAGGCAGUCAGCAACUUUCUAAUGACGGCAUGUUGGUGAUCGUGGCAGCAGGAGAUCGAACUGUUUAUGAGGACUGCAGCAGCUGCUUCCAGGCUAUGGGCAAAACCUCCUUCUUCUUAGGUGAAGCAGGCAACGCAGCGAGGAUGAUGCUGAUCCUCAACAUGGUCCAGGGCAGUUUUAUGGCCACCAUUGCAGAGGGGUUGACCCUCGCUCAGGCCACUGGCCAAUCACAGCAGACCUUCUUGGACAUCCUGUGUCAGGGACAAAUGGCCAGUACGUUCGUGGACCAGAAAUGCCAAAAUAUUUUGCAGGGCAACUUCAAACCAGAUUAUUACCUAAAACACAUUCAGAAAGAUUUAAGAUUAGCGAUUUCCAUGGGAGACUCUGUUAAUCACCCUACACCCAUGGCAGCUGCUGCAAACGAGGUGUAUAAGCGAGCGAAGGCUCUGGACCAGUCUGACAAUGACAUGUCUGCAGUCUACAGAGCUUAUAUUCACUAAUCCCUGAAGAUGUGCUCGAAAUUCUGGACCACAAUCUCCCUCUUUCUCCUUUCACUUUGUGUGUGUGUUUCUCUUCACAGCCUUCUCUCAUCCUCUGAGUGCUGCACUGACCGAGUUGUGCUUCCCCUCUGCAGGGGGGAUUUUAUAAUGCAGGACGGUGCUCGGAGGCGCGUGUGUGUGUGUUUUAUCCGAUUUAGUCCACUGUUCAGGGCGCACCGAUCACCUUCAACAUCAAUCCAGACAUCACGGUCAGAGCACCAAUCAGCCCUGACUCUGACUCGUCCUUCAGUUAAGAAUCGUUUUUAAAAUGCUGUGGGUUUCAGUUUAAAACCAGCCAUUUGUUCUCUCUGCAUCGUAAACGUCAGAGAAGAGCCGGACCUGGUAACAAACUCACACCAUCAUUGGAAUAAAACACAUCCUCAGAACUUUUAAGACCGAAAUAGCGUCGUAAAAAUUCUCAUAGAAUUCUAAUAGAAAUAUCCGUUCGCACGGACGCAGUAAACGCAGCGGCGAAUCUUUACCUUUUAAAGGAGUUUGACUGUUUUACACACAGUCCAGUCUGCAUCCUGCACAGCUUCAGCAUCGGCGUCCAGCUCGUUUAAAGGUAAAGUAACGCCGCCGUAUUCACGCGUGACGCCGCGAGCAACCGUUUUGGUUCAUCGUCGCUCUCUGAAGGACGAAGGCGUGCGACGAGCGGACUCGAGUCUGACACUACAAAAGUUCGAGGUUGAUGGACGGUGUGUGUCGCGAGAUCGGAUCGGUGCGUCAUCGUUUUAUUUCCCCCGUGAUGUCGCUUUUUUUUUUCCCUCCGUUGCCACAAUAUCCUGCUUUAUUUCCCUCCGUCUGUCCCUUUAAUCGUCCUCGUCCAGAAUCGCACAGGCUACAGGAGCAUGAAGACGACGCCACUGCAUUGCCUUAAUAUCCUAAACCCCACAUAGAUGUAUUUAUUUAUUUCUAAUCUGAGAAUCUCCAGACUUAAAAGUUUUGGCCUGAGGUUGAGCUCGAGCUCCAAUCACAAAGAGAAAGAAAUGAUUUUUUUUAUUAUUAUUAUUAUUUUAAUGUUGAGGCUUGUAUUAAUCUCGCGUCUCAUCCGAGUUUUUACUUUAACAGUUUUGGAAAAGUUUUUUUGUUUGUUUGUUUUUUGCAGGUGUUUAAGCUAAACCGAUAGAAUGAUAGAGAGAUGAAGAAAUCGUUGUUUAGUUCGUUUUUGUUUUUAGUGAAGCUUUUUGGGUCGGAUCUCCGCCGAGGAGGUUUUAUUUCGGCUUUUUUUUUUUGUUUUUUAAGGUGAGGUCACUAAUGGAUUUCUUUCUCGUCUGAGACACACUGGUCACGUCUGAUUUGAAUUUGACGAUCUGCUUAAGAGGUUUCAUCAGCGCGGAGAUGAAGCUCGGAAACGUUCCGUAAUCUUUUAUCCAUAAAUUAUAAAUUCUGUUGUGAGAUUUUUCUUUUUCUUGUCAGUGGUUUUAAAGCCUGAGUAGAGAGAGAGAGACUGACCUUGAUGAGGAACAGUAUUGUUUUAAAACAUCCACAAAAGGGAUGGACUUUAUUGUUAAAUGGUGUAAUGAGACGUUCACUCGCUGUUCAGGUUCCCGCUUUGACUUUUCACGCCGCCGAAGUGUUUUUUAUCCGCGUCUUUGUAACAGCCGUUUUGUUUUUGUUUGUGUUUGUAAUAGAUUAAUUUCCAGUAAACACUUUGUUGAUUCGUGACGACGGUCUUUCUAACGGCGGUGUUUAAAAAAUAAAUAAAAUAAUCGAAAGCUGAUUUAACUUUUUUUUGUUGUUCCUGCAAUGAAGAUGACGGCAAAUCUGAGAAAUAUUUAUAAUUUCUUGUAAAUGUGAAAGUCAUGUUUUAUUGUGCAGUUCCACUGAAUCUUUCUCCCAAUAAACAAACCAUCCAACAGUU
Tachysurus fulvidraco (yellow catfish) is the source of this 3529-nucleotide messenger RNA. RefSeq names its product glyoxylate reductase 1 homolog (Arabidopsis) (gene glyr1). The transcript has 16 exons. Gene Ontology annotation, molecular function: oxidoreductase activity, acting on the CH-OH group of donors, NAD or NADP as acceptor; NAD binding; NADP binding. The coding region runs from base 85 to 1626 and encodes 513 amino acids. The record is from RefSeq and is a predicted model, not a curated record. Lineage: Eukaryota; Metazoa; Chordata; Actinopteri; Siluriformes; Bagridae.